Molecule: messenger RNA, 1793 nt
Organism: Gracilinanus agilis (Agile Gracile Mouse Opossum)
Lineage: Eukaryota; Metazoa; Chordata; Mammalia; Didelphimorphia; Didelphidae
Gene: WWTR1
Product: WW domain containing transcription regulator 1
Exons: 5
Coding region: 1-780 (259 amino acids)
Biological process (GO): hippo signaling; positive regulation of transcription by RNA polymerase II
Cellular component (GO): cytoplasm; nucleus
Molecular function (GO): transcription coactivator activity; transcription corepressor activity
Source: RefSeq, a predicted model, not a curated record
AUGGCAGAAAUAGGAAAACCAGCAGCCCACCCUACAGGGUCCAUGUCCAGCAGCUGCUGUGCUCGCUUUCAUUUCUGCCCCACUCGGGUUCAAAUGAAGGCCAAAAAGAUGCCAACGUCUGUGCCCAUGACAUACACAAGGGUGAUGAACCACCAGCACCAGCAGCAGAUGACAUCCAGUACUACUCUGUCCCAGCAGAACCAUCCAGCCCCAAACCCACAGGCUGGCUUGAUGAGUUUGCCCAAUGCCUUAACCACCCAGCAGCAGCAGCAACAGAAACUACGGCUCCAGCGGAUCCAAAUGGAAAGAGAAAGAAUCCGAAUGCGCCAGGAGGAACUCAUGAGACAGGAAGCUGCUUUGUGUCGACAACUUCCCAUGGAAUCAGAGACAAUGGCCUCUGUUCAAGCUGCUGGGAAUACACCUGCCAUGGCCCAGGAAAUAAGACCAAUAACAAAUAACAGUUCGGAUCCUUUUCUCAAUGGCGGGCCAUACCAUUCCAGGGAACAGAGCACCGACAGUGGCCUCGGUUUAGGAUGCUACAGCAUACCCACGACUCCUGAAGAUUUCCUUGGCAACGUCGAUGAGAUGGACACAGGGGAAAAUGUAGCGCAGACACCGAUGAAUCUAAAUGCCCAGCAGACCCGUUUCCCCGACUUCCUUGACUGUCUUCCUGGAACAAAUGUUGAUCUCGGGACUCUGGAGUCAGAGGACCUGAUUCCAAUCUUCAAUGAUGUGGAGUCUGUCCUUACCAAAAGUGAGCCCUUUCUGACCUGGCUGUAAUCCGCACUCUUGGCUUUGACCUCCCCCCUCCAUCCUCCAUCAUCUUCUCCUCUUCUUUGGAAAAGAGGUGGAGCCCAGAAAGAACUCGAGAUUUCCAACCAUCUUUACAUCCGUGUGGUCAAUUGAAAUUGUUGUCUGGAUCUGAUUGACAAUAACUUAAGUUUAAAGUAUAAAUAUAAAAGUGUACAUUUUCACUUUAUUUUUUAAUCGUAUCUGUUUGCUACAGCAUCCUGGCUGAGGAGAGAGCAGGCAGAAAUUGUUUCCUCUCUGUUUCCUUUUCAUUGGCCCUUGAAGAUGCUUGUGGGGGUUAGUUUAAAUUAUAAGCUGAUAAACAAGGGAAAAAAAAAAUAAAGCAAAGAGUUGGCCACUAGAUCUGAUGUGACAGCUUCAGCCAGCAUCCCUGUACCAGAUUAGACCCAAAGUACAGGUCAGCAGCUAUAUUUAUGACAGUAGUACCAAGUGCUUUACAAAAAUAAAAAAUAAAACUCUAUUUAACUUGAGCUUUAAAGAAAUCAUUGUAUUGUUAGUCAAAUAAUACUGUAUAGAAUGCCGAGUAGCUUUGAAUUCGUGCUGGCUAUGAUAAUAAUAAUCAUUAUUCUAUAUUUUCAGAGGCACAGACAAUACUGUUAUUGUUUAUUCCCCAGCGUAUUACUCUUUGGGUUCCAGAAAAUGAACAGUUCCAAAUUCAAAAGUAGCAGAUUUGUCUAGUAACUGUUUUAUUCUAAAGAUGCCGUAAAAAGAGACCAGAUCAGUGCUAAGCAACACCACCAUGAGAAAAAUAAGCCAGCGGAAUGAAAAAAACAUGCAAUUAUAAUAAAAUGCAACUUAGAUUAUGAUGUUUAUUUUUAUUAAGCACUCACUGUAAUUUUGUAACUGAUUAUAAUUAGCAACAGAAAUUUUUUUUUUUUUUGAUACAUCUGUGGCAACUGUUUUGUUGUUGUUGUUGUUGUUUGUUUGUUUGUUUUUUUGAUUCUUGGAAAAUAAUCCUAAAAUAUAUCAAGGUGGGAGGGAAA